Polyodon spathula (Mississippi paddlefish) is the source of this 5920-nucleotide messenger RNA. RefSeq names its product glutamate receptor ionotropic, NMDA 2B-like. Lineage: Eukaryota; Metazoa; Chordata; Actinopteri; Acipenseriformes; Polyodontidae. Gene Ontology annotation, molecular function: NMDA glutamate receptor activity; transmitter-gated monoatomic ion channel activity involved in regulation of postsynaptic membrane potential. Gene Ontology annotation, cellular component: NMDA selective glutamate receptor complex; plasma membrane; postsynaptic membrane. Gene Ontology annotation, biological process: long-term synaptic potentiation; synaptic transmission, glutamatergic; monoatomic ion transport. The record is from RefSeq and is a predicted model, not a curated record.
UUCACGACUGAAGUGUCAUUUUAAUAGACUAGAGACCCGAACUGUCACUUCUGAGACAGAGAGACAGAGACAGAGACAGAGAGAGAGAGAGAGACUGACGACCGUGUGCGUGUGCGUGUGCGUGUGUGCGUGUGCGUGUGCGUGUGGCUGUCUAUCUAUAAAAGCGUACAGAUCGAUCAAUAGAUCUCUCUACUGGUCUAUCACCUGUAAACGCUGAACAACGUCUUCUCGUUCAUAAAACUGAAUAAAACACGCAUGCUAACGGAAAUUAUUAUUAUUAUUAUUAUUAUUAAUAUUUUGUAUAAUUGUCGGCAUUCUGCUGUGAGGGCGCAAUUCUAAUAUCGAUUAAUAGAUGCGUAUCUGUCGAUAUCGAUCGAUAUCUCUUUCCCUGGGAAUAUCUGUUAGGUUUUUUUUUCGUUUUUGAUUUAACGGAGGUAUUGUUUUGUUCUCUCUCUCUGUUCUGCACACGCUUGGAGUUAAUUUUGGUUUGAAAAGGAGUCGAAAGGAGAAUCUCUCUCUCUUCCACCCACGCAGCGUUUGAAGGAUUUUGAAAGAAGGGAUCGUGGGGGUUUUUGUGUUUUUUGUGGGUUUUUUUUUUUUUUUUUUUUUUUUGUUGCAAUCAGCAUCAAAAAUAAUAUGACGAAAUAAAGCGAGGAGCCGCCGGGACACAAGCGGACUCAGACGGUGAUUCAAAGAUGCUUGCGCCUCUAAGGAACACUGGGGAAGUCGUUUGCACGAGUACAGGGAUUCAAAAUCUACGCCAUGCCUCCCCUCUUUCUGUCGACUACACCACCCUUCAGCAAUUCCCCGCCCUCCUCCUCCUCCUCCCUUCCUUCUCGCUCCUCCUCCUCGCUCUCUGGCACUACAAGAACCAAAGCGGUCUCCCUAUCCCCUCGCGGACGCCCCUCUCGCCUUCUCCCAGCCCCCGAGACCCCCAGGACCCCCAGCGCUCCGCCCAGGAGAACCUCUUUCCUCCUCCUCUUGGCCUGCGCCUCGCUCCUGCUACCCGGCCCGCUCGGAUCAGCCCGGGCGGCAAUGCCCCCGUCCGGAGUGAAGUCUCCUUCCAGGCUGGCCAUCGCUGUGAUCCUCGUGGGCACCUCUAAAGAGGUGGCCCUGCGGGCGCCCCACGAAAAAGACGAUUUUCAGCACAUGGCCGUGACCCCCCGGGUGGAGCUUGUUACCAUGAACGAGACGGACCCCAAGAGCAUCAUCACCAGGAUUUGCGACCUCAUGUCCGACAAGAAGAUCCAGGGGGUGGUGUUUGGGGAUGACACAGACCAGGAGGCCAUCGCCCAAAUCCUGGACUUCAUCUCCGCCCAGACCCACAUGCCUAUACUAGGAAUACAGGGAGGGUCGUCUAUGAUCAUGGCAGCCAAGGAUGACAAUUCAAUGUUUUUCCAGUUUGGACCCUCUAUUGAACAGCAAGCCUCUGUGAUGCUCAAUAUAAUGGAGGAGUAUGAUUGGUACAUCUUCUCAAUCGUGACAACCUACUUUCCUGGCUACCAGGACUUCGUGAACAAGAUCCGCAGCACCAUUGACAACAGCUUCGUGGGCUGGGAGCUGGAGGAGGUCCUCCUGCUGGACAUGUCACUGGACGACGGCGACUCUAAGAUUCAGAACCAGCUGAAGAAGCUCCAGAGCCCCGUGAUCCUGCUCUACUGCACCAAGGAGGAGGCCACCCGCAUCUUCGACGUGGCCCGCUCCGUGGGGCUCACCGGGUACGGCUACACGUGGAUCGUGCCCAGCCUGGUGGCGGGGGACCCUGGUUCCGUCCCGCCCGAGUUCCCCCGGGCCCUCAUCUCGCUGUCCUACGACGAGUGGGACUACGACCUGCCCACGCGGGUCCGGGACGGCGUGGCGGUCAUCGCCAUGGCGGCGUCCACCAUGCUGCUGGACCACGGCUUCGUCCCAGAGCCUCGGAGCUCCUGCUACAGCGUGCAGGACAAGAGACAUUACCAGAGCAACCUGCUGAGCAGAUUCCUGAUGAAUGUUACAUUUGAAGGACGCAACUUGUCGUUCAGUGAGGAUGGUUAUCAAAUGCAUCCCAAACUGGUCAUCAUCUUACUGGGAAAGGAAAGCCAGUGGGAGAGGGUGGGGAAGUGGGAGAACGGUUCUCUGGCGAUGAAGUACCACGUGUGGCCUCGUUUCGACCUCUUCUCGGACGCGGAGGAGCGCGAGGACGACCACCUGAGCAUCGUGACUCUGGAGGAGGCGCCGUUCGUGAUCGUGGAAGACGUGGACCCCCUGAGCGGGACCUGCAUGAGGAACACGGUGCCCUGCCGAAAACAGAUGAAAAUCCAAAACACCACUGUGGACAGCGGGAUCUAUAUCAAGCGCUGCUGUAAGGGCUUCUGCAUCGACAUCCUGAAGAAGAUCGCCAGGACGGUCAAAUUCACCUACGACCUUUACCUCGUGACCAACGGCAAGCACGGCAAGAAGAUCAACGGGACCUGGAACGGACUGGUGGGAGAGGUUGUGUUCAAGCGCGCUCACAUGGCUGUGGGCUCCCUCACUAUCAAUGAGGAGAGGUCGGAGGUCAUCGACUUCUCCGUUCCGUUCAUCGAGACGGGGAUCAGCGUCAUGGUCUCCCGUAGCAACGGCACCGUCUCUCCCUCCGCCUUCCUGGAACCCUUCAGCGCUGAUGUCUGGGUGAUGAUGUUCGUGAUGCUCCUCCUCGUGUCGGCGGUCGCUGUUUUCGUUUUUGAGUAUUUCAGCCCCGUCGGGUACAACCGCUGCCUGGCAGACGGGAGGGAGCCGGGGGGCCCCUCCUUCACUAUCGGCAAGGCGAUCUGGCUGCUGUGGGGUCUCGUGUUCAACAACUCUGUGCCAGUGCAGAACCCCAAGGGCACCACCAGCAAGAUCAUGGUGUCGGUGUGGGCCUUCUUCGCCGUCAUCUUCCUCGCCAGCUACACCGCCAACCUGGCUGCCUUCAUGAUCCAGGAGGAGUACGUGGACCAGGUGUCAGGGCUGAGCGACAAGAAGUUUCAGAGGCCCAAUGACUUCUCGCCCCCGUUCCGUUUCGGGACGGUCCCGAACGGGAGCACGGAGAGGAACAUCCGGAACAACUACUUUGAAAUGCACUCGUACAUGGUGAAGUACAACCAGAGGAACGUGAACGAUGCCCUGCUGAGCCUCAAGACAGGGAAGCUUGAUGCUUUCAUCUACGACGCGGCCGUGCUGAAUUACAUGGCCGGGAGAGACGAGGGCUGCAAGCUGGUGACGAUCGGCUCAGGGAAGGUGUUCGCCUCCACCGGCUAUGGGAUUGGCAUCCAGAAAGAGUCGGGCUGGAAGAGACAGGUGGACCUGGCCAUACUGCAGCUCUUCGGAGACGGUGAGAUGGGAGAGCUGGAGGCCCUGUGGCUCACUGGGAUUUGUCAUCAUGAGAAGAACGAGGUGAUGAGCAGUCAGCUGGAUGUGGAUAACAUGGCCGGGGUGUUCUACAUGCUGGGGGCGGCCAUGGCGCUCAGCCUGGUCACCUUCGUCUGUGAGCAUCUCUUCUACUGGCAGCUGAGACACUGCUGCAUGGGGGUGUGCUCGGGCAAGCCUGGCUUCAUCUUCUCCAUCAGCAGGGAGAUCUACAGCUGUAUCCACGGGGUCCCGAUCGCUGACAACAAACCUGCCCUGGACUCCCCGUCAGCCACGAUGAAACUUGCCUUCUUGUGUGCGGGUGUGGUUGUGGACGAGGACGCAGACGAAGCGUGUCUGUUCUCGCGGACCGGUCGGACAGGGCCCCUAGUUUGCCCUCCCCCUACAGGGGGGCGCCCCCCCCUCCCCCCCCCCGGGGCCCGGGGGGCCCUGGACUUCGGGGGGGUCUACGAUGUCUGUGACCGCCGGCGAAGCUUCGGGGGGGCGUUGGGGCUCGGGGGCUGCCACUCCCCUCCCUUGCACCCGCCCCCUCCCCCUUACCUCCCCGAGGAGAACAUGUUCAGCGACUACAUCAGCGAGGUGGAGCGAACGUUCGGGAACCUGCACUUGAAAGACAGCAAUCUCUACCAGCAGCAGCAGCAGCAGCAGCAAGACCCUUAUCUGCAUCACCACAGCGGAGGGCUGGGGAUGGGUCCGGGCUUGGGCAUGCUGCCCUCGUUGCACCCCAGACCUCGCAGCCUGGGAAGCGGCAGCUCCCUGGACUUGUACGACUGCGACAGCUUGAGCGGGGUCCCCCCGGUUUUCACCACACAGCCCCGGGUGGCCCCGUCGCACCACGGCCGAGGAAACGGCAACAACAACCACAGGCCCCAGGACGGCCUCUUAUACGGGAAAUUCUCUUUCAAAGGGGGUCCGUUUUUCGGGGGCGGGGGCCAGCCGGCGCAGCAGCAUCAGCCGGACGACGGCGGCAACAUCCGCUCGGACGUGUCGGACAUCUCCACGCACACCGUGACUUACGGGAACCUGGAGGGCAACGCCGGGAGGAGGCGGAAGCAGCAGCAGUACAGGGACAGCCUGAAGAAAAGGCCGGCGUCGGCCAAGUCCAGGAGGGAGCUGGACGAGAUCGAGCUGGCCAUGAGGAGGAGGGGGGCGCCCGGUCACACCGGCUUGCUGAGGAGGUCGGGGGGAGCUGGGGGGGGCUCCCCGCCCUCGCACGAGAGGAGGAGAGGGGCGGGAGGUUUCGGGGAAUCGGCAUAUUUCUUCAAGGACAAGGAAGGGCUCCGGGAUUUUUACCUGGAUCAGUUCCGCUCCAAGGAGAACGCCCCGCACUGGGAACACGUGGACCUGACAGAUAUUUACAAGGAGCCUUCUCUGGGAUCUGGGAAUGGAGGGGGGGUGGGAGGCGGCGGGGGGGUGUCCGGGGGGAGUUUGGUCCCGGUAGAAGAUUUUCUUAAAAGCAAAGAGCAACCCUGGGAAAAAAAUUGCUGGAACUGCCCUGUGAAGCACAGCUCAGCGGUGGGUGGUUAUUCCGGGAUCGGGGGUAACAGCGGGGGCCCGUCCUCAUCCUCUUCCUUGAACCCCAGACCCAGUUCGGCCAGCUGCAUCCGCUGCGAGGCUUGCAAGAAAGCGGGAAACUUGUACGACAUCCGAGAGGAUAGCGCCUCCUCCCUCCUGCCCUUCUCUUCUUCCGGUCCUUCCUCGAAGUACCAGGGGGUGGGGGGAGGAGGGUCAGGGGGGGAUAAGGCCGCCACCCAACAGCGCAGGAAAAGCCAGGGCAAGCCUCUCCAGUCCCAGCUGCGGCGCCAACACUCCUACGACACCUUCGUCGACCUCCACAGAGACGACAGCCUCUCGGAGUCCGUUGUUGUGCACCCCCGCAGCGUCAGCCUGAAGGAUAAGGAGCGUUUCCCCGAGGGGAGCAGCCCGCCCUUCGCCCACAUUUUCGAUCGCGCCGGGGCCCCCCCACCGCCUCCCGCUCCCCAGACGGCUUCCGAGUCCUUUUUCGGCAGCAAAGGAGCAUUCUCUGGAGGUUUCGGGGGUCUGUUUCACCAAGAUCAGAGGAGGAAGACCAAGGACUAUCCCUUAAGCAAAUCUCUCUACCCGGACAGGGUCAACCAGAACCCCUUCAUCCCCACUUUCGGGGACGACCAAUGUCUCUUGCACGGGGCCAAAUCGUAUUAUUACAAGGAGCCCCAGCAGCAAGCAGGGCCUGUGGGGUUCCUCAAGGGGGGCAGGGGAGGAGAUUUUCAAGGUGCUCUGGGGGCGACGUCUUUCCUCCCCGCCACCGCGGCUGCUGGGGUCCUCUCGAAUGUGGUGCGAGGAGGGGGGCUGGGGUUCCCUAAAGAGGUCCCGGGAAUGAGUAACCAUCACUCUGGAGGGGGGGCGGGCGACGGUAAGAAUGGGGGGGUGACGGCCGGGCAGAGACCUUUCAACGGGGGGUCCAGUAAUGGACACGUCUACGAGAAGCUGUCGAGUAUUGAAUCCGACGUGUAGAGGGAGGGAGAGAGAGAGGAGAGGGGAGGAGAGGAGAGAGGAGAGAGGGGGAGAGGAAAGG